Molecule: messenger RNA, 354 nt
Organism: Aspergillus puulaauensis
Lineage: Eukaryota; Fungi; Ascomycota; Eurotiomycetes; Eurotiales; Aspergillaceae
Gene: CHZ1
Product: histone H2A.Z-specific chaperone CHZ1
Exons: 3
Coding region: 1-354 (117 amino acids)
Source: RefSeq, a predicted model, not a curated record
AUGGGUGACAACAACCAAGCCACUUUCCAGGGCAAUGACCCUGCUUCCAAUGCCCCCGACGCUGCUGCCUACGACAAAGGCAAGGGCAAGGCCGUCGAAGACCCCAUGGACGUGAGCAUGGGCGAGGAAGAUGAAAGUGAGGAAAGUGAGGCGGAAGAGCCUGUGGCCGAAGACGACGAUGACGAUGAUAACGACAACCUCGAGCCUGUCUCCGCCGACAACAUCCUUAGCGGUGGAAGACGCACGCGCGGCAAGACCAUCGACUACCAGGAGGCUGCUGGAAAGAUCAAUCAGGAUGAGAUGGACGAGGAUGAAGAUGAUGACGAGGAAUACGAGCCUGCCGACAAGCAGUGA